Molecule: messenger RNA, 4289 nt
Organism: Beta vulgaris subsp. vulgaris (sugar beet)
Lineage: Eukaryota; Viridiplantae; Streptophyta; Magnoliopsida; Caryophyllales; Amaranthaceae
Exons: 2
Coding region: 1280-2302 (340 amino acids)
Source: RefSeq, a predicted model, not a curated record
UCAUUUUAUUAUUGUUUAAAUAUUAUUUAUAUAUUUAUUACAUUUAAUAUAAUUCAAUUCAAUUCAAUUCAAUUCAGUUCAGCUACAAUAAGUGCAGUUCAGUUCAGCUCUAAUCAGUUCAGUUCAGUUCAGUUGUUUUAUGCCGAAUACAACAGGCCCUAAGUUAAUUAAUAUAUCUUGGGUUAAGCAGAGUAGAUGUUUAGAUUAAAAUGAUAAAUGUCAGGUUUGAACUGAUACCUAUCUCAGUCAUAUCUUAGACUAAGACAACUUGUGACAAUUUUCUGCAAGACUUCUCGAUUAUUGUACUACCUUCGUUCCUAAAUAAUGGUUACACUUACACUUUUCACGCAUGUCGAUGUACUACUUUUAGCUUUUAUAUCUCUAAGUUUGUAUUUCUAAAAAGUCGAUAUUUUUAAAGUACAUAUCGAAAAGAAUCAAACAAGACCCCACAUAAUUAUAUUUUCUCCUAACCAUAAAUCACAAAUGAUAGUCAAAGAAAAAUUUAUGAAUAGUAUCAAAAGUGAAAGUGUUAACUAUUACUCCCUCCAUCCCAAAGUAUAGUUCCCAUUUCUGUUUCUAGUGUCCCAGAAUAUAGUUCCCAUUUUCAUAUUUAGUUCCACGUUUUUCCUUAAUUUGUCUAAAAAAAACCGUGUCCCGUCAUUUACUUGUUUCUUGAAUUUUGUUUUUUUUCCUUUGUUUAUUCAACCAAAAUGUUACAAUUAAUGCUCUUUGACCAAUUAUUCUCCAUUCUCUCUCCUAAAAUCAUCGUUUUCCAUACAACAUUUAUUUAAGUAAACAAAAAAAUCUUUACUAUCCCUCUUAGAUUUUACUUGCAUAAAUUACCAUGAAAAAAGAGAAAUGGGAACUAUAUUUUGGGACGGAAGGAGUAAAAAGCAAUAAAAAUGGUAUAUAAUAAAGGAUUUUUUGUCCAUAAUUGCUUUUACCUGGGACUUUUUAGUGAAAAACUGCCUUAUGAAAUUUUUUUUGCACACAACUGCCACUAAAGGGACUUUCGAUUGUUGACUGCUGCCAAAUAAAGUUUUCAGGCGUUGACUUGUGAUUUUCGACAACUUAAAAUCACGUGCUUGGCACGUGUUUCAUUUUUUACGUUUUUUGGACUCAAGACUCAAGUUCUUCACUCUUUCUCUCUCUUCUUUCACUCUCUCUCUCUUCUCUCUCCUCCAAUUUGGGCAGCAGAAUUGAAGCCCUACAGCUUCCAGAUGCAGGUAGGAUUUGGUUUAGGAGCCAUGGGUAUAGUCUUUUUGCUGGAAGGAAAGAUAUGAAGAGUGACAAGGAGCUUGCUGAAUUUCUUGAAUCUCCAGAAAGUGAUGGCUUUUACCACUUAUAUGUGGUCCAUGAGGAGAGAGGUGUGGGGGUAGAUUCCAACUUAGGGAACAAUAAUGCUGAGUCAGCUACCAUUAGUAGGAGACCACUAACAAACCUAGGGUUGGACCUAAAUAAGAAAGAUGCUUCAGAAAAGAAAAAAAAAUCACAAAAAACACAAAAAAGUGCUCCAAAAGCCUCUAUCAACAAGAACAGUACACAAACUAGAUCUCAAACCCCAAACAUUGCAACUUCAACAACUCAAACACACUCAACCUCACAAAAAACACCCCAAACUGCUCCAAAAACCUCUGUCAACAAAAACACUACACAAACCAGAUCUCAAACCUCAACAGAAACUUCAACCAGACCUCUUAGGCAUAGAGUGGAACCAAUACUCUCUGACAUAGCUUCAUCUGAUGAGGAUAGUGAUGAAGAUGACAGUGAUGUUGAGUUGAGUGAUGCUGACUUUGGGGACAGGGAUGAUGAUGACCUCUUUGCCGAGCAUGUUGAUGCAGAUAUCAUUGAUAGAAUUACUAGAAGCUUGGGUGGUUUAGGAUCAAUUAACACAAGGAGAUCUUUGGAAGUAUUAGAGGGUAAUUCAGAGGCUUUAGAAGAUGAUUUGAUUAUAGAUGAUGAUGAGAUUUUAGAUGACUCAAAGGAAGAGCUGCACAGCCCUAAGAAUUCUGAUGAUGAGGAGGAUGAUGGUCACAAGUUGUUCAAUCCUGAGGUUGACUUCAAAGGUAAAAUUCAACUCUUUCUUGGCAUGAAAUUCCCCUCCCAUAGGAUAUUUAGAAAAGCUUUACCAUGGCAUGAUGUACUAGAGGGCUAUGACUUUUACUCUACACAUAAUGGAGUGAGGAGAUUGACAACAUAUUAUAGGAAGAGGUGUGAGUGUGAUGGAAAAAUGGUAGAUUUGUUGAAUGUUCAUGUAAGUCAACUAGGAAGUGUGGGUCUAGAGUUCACUGUAAGCAGCUAGUGUCUAAGAAUUAUGUCCAAAUUAGAACGAUGGACCUGAAACAUUCUUGUGGUUUUCAAACUCAUAACACGAAGGUGACCUCUGAGCACCUUGCUGAGAGGUAUUUGGAUGACUGGAGGGACAACCCUACAUGGAAGUUAUUUGCAUUUAUGUUGAAAUGCAGGAGGGAUCUUGGAGUUGAAGUGAAGUAUCAUAAGUGUUAUUAUGCAAGGGAAAGGGCAUUUUACAUGAUUUAUAGGGAUGCAAAAGAGCAAUAUAAAAGAGUAUGGGAUUAUGUAGCAACAAUUAGGCAAUAUAAUGUGGGCACCAGUGCAUUUGUGAAGGUUGCAUCCAUUUAUAGGCCCCACCCCUGUUUCAAAGAAUGUAUAUUUGCCUUCAACCAUGCAAGGAAGGCUUCAUGGCAGGCUGUAGGCCUAUUUUGGGGUUUGAUGGUUGCCAUCUGAGGGGCCCAUAUCCUGGCAUAUUACUCACUACAGUUGGUAAGGAUGGAAACAAUAACAUUUUUGUUGUUGCCUGGGCCAUUGUGGAGGUUGAGAACACAGAGUCUUGGACAUGGUUCUUAGAGUUGGUGGUCAAUGAUCUUACCAGUGUAGCAGAUGCAAUAACCUUUAUGCUUGAAAGGGAAGAACCUGUCACCUACAUGAGUGACAGGCAUAAGGCAAAACCUAUCCUUAGUUAUGGUUUUAUACCCUCCUGUAUACCCUUGUUUUAUGCUUUUUAAUAUGGUUUGUUGUGUGUUGUAGGGUCAGCUUGAUGCCUUCAAGGCUGUUGUCCCAAAUGCUGAGACUAGGUUUUGUUCCAGACAUAUUUGGGCCAACUUCAAGAGGCAAUUUGUUGGUGAGAUAUACAGGCAAGAAUUUUGGAAAGCAGCUAGUGCAUCAAGAAAGAGUAAGUUCAAUGAGUCUAUGGAAUUUAUCAAGAAGUUGAAUGAGGAUGCUUGGAAAUACUUGAAUGCAAUCCCUGCAUCUAGUUGGUCCAAGCAUGCUUUUUUUCUAUGAAAAGCAAAUCAGGUAUGCUCCUUAACAACUGAUGUGAGAGUUUCAACAGUGUGAUUAGAGAAUCUAGGGCAAAACCUGUGUUGACAAUGAUGGAGUGGAUAAGGAGAUGGGUUAUGAAAAGAUGUUGUCAAAAAAGGGAGGGGCAUAAAAAGUUUCAGGGUGUAAUAAUGCCCUUAGUGGUGAAGAUGGUUAAGAAACACAAAGAGUAUGUUUAGAAUUGUGAUGUGACUCAGGAUGAUGUGUGGGAGUUUGAGGUGGACUAUGAGGGAGAUAGUUUUGUGGUUGAUUUAUGGAACUGGAAAUGUGGGUGUUAUAGGUGUAUUUUGUUAGGCAUUCCAUGUUGUCAUGCUUUGGCAUGCAUAGAGAAGAAAAGACUGAAUUAUGAAGAAUACAUACAUGAGGCUUAUCAUGUGGAUGCAUAUAGGGCAACAUAUGCACAUGCUUUCCAUCCUAUGCCUGGGCAGAAACAAUGGGACAAAACACAAGAACUUGAGCUCAGUCCUCCACCCAUCAAAAUCAUGCCUGGUAGGCCCAGUCUUAAGAAAAGGAGAAAAGAGCCUGGAUAGGGGAAGGUGGCAAGGGAAGUGAAGAAAAACAAGUGCUCAAAUUGUGGUUUUGUAGGCCAUAACAAGACCAAGUGCAAGAAUCCAACACAAGCUAAACAUGUCAAGCCCAAAGGAGGAAGGCCAAAGUCCACUGACCCAGUGACACAAAAUCAAUAAAAGAGAAAGAAUAUGAAGAGGAAGGCAGGAGAAUCAAGUGUUCCUAACUCUCAACCACCUCAGCAAAGUCAAGCAUCCCAAUCAAGCUGCAUCUUAAAUUAGUUUGCUCAUGUAAAAGGAUUUUGUCCCAAUUCCUUUUUUUUUUGCUUUUUUGUACUUAAAUUUGCCUUUGUAGGCAAGUAAGAUGAAUUAUUCCUUACUUGGCAAGUAGGAUGAAUUGUGCAAAUAUUGUAACUUUUGGUAUCAAUGUAAAUUCUGUUUUGAUUA